GUACCCCAAAGGUGUAGCAGUGACGACCAUCGAACUGACUGCUGACACUUCACUGUAGCAUUGAACAAAAAUCCCAUUUUUAGGUUUCCUUCAAAUCUCCAUUAACGACCUUCAAUCUUGUCAAUCUCCAUUAACGACUUUCCAUGUGCUAAAGUCCCUCAAUUGAUCUCCAUUUCCAGUUUCCUUUCCUUCAUCCAUGGCUGAAGAAUCAGAAUCUGCUUCUGAACCCAACCCUAACACCCCCACCCUAACAAAUCCCCCUUCUACCGACGCCAUUAAUGUUGUACCUCUUCAAGCUCAUUCACCACCCACCAAGCUUCCUUCUCGACCCAGAAAAAUCCGGAAGCUUUCCAAUACUGUUGAUCCCUCGCUACCCAAAACCCAGAUUUCCACCAUCGUGCCAAGAAUCGUUUCUCGUUCACUUUCAUAUGAAGGUGAGCUUGAAUCCGCCAUUAAUUACCUCAAAUCCUCUGACCCAUUACUCUCUCCAUUAAUUGAAACGUACCCACUUCCUACCCUCGAACUUUUUCAACCCCCUUUUCUUGCUCUAACAAAAAGCAUUCUGUUUCAGCAGCUAGCGUAUAAAGCUGGGUCAUCGAUUUACACUCGAUUUAUAUCUCUUUGUGGUGGGGAAUCGAAUGUGGUGCCAGAUAUGGUUUUGGGAUUAACACCACAACAGCUUCGUCAAAUUGGGGUUUCUGCUAGAAAAGCAAGCUAUUUACAUGACCUAGCAAGGAAGUAUCAAAAUGGGAUUUUGUCGGAUAAGUCGAUUGUGGAUAUGGAUGAUAAAUCCCUUUUUACAAUGCUUACUAUGGUGAAUGGAAUUGGGUCUUGGUCAGUUCAUAUGUUUAUGAUUUUUUCACUUCAUAGGCCGGAUGUGUUGCCGAUACAUGAUCUUGGUAUUAGGAAAGGGGUGAGAAUGUUAUAUGGUCUUGAGGAUCUUCCUAGGCCAUCACAGAUGGAUCAGUUGUGUGAGAAAUGGAAGCCUUAUAGGUCGGUAGCUUCGUGGUACAUUUGGAGGUUUGUAGAGGCAAAGGGGGGGAAUUCGAAAGGCAAUGUGGUGGGGAACUCUGAUGUUAGUUUACAGCAGCAGAUGUUGUCAAUGCAGCAGCAACAGCAACAACAACAACAACAACAACAACAACAACAACAUCAGCAGUUCUUGGAUCCUAUUAAUGGGAUUCUUGAUGUUGGGAGUUAAGUGAUUUAAGGGUCUAAGGAUGCGAACAACCAAGCUAAGUAAUUUAAGGGGCUAAGGAUGCGAAACCAAGCUAAAGUAUGAAUCUGGUGGAAUUUAGGAGCUUGCUAAUUGGAAAAGAGCGGGUCCAGCACAACUUAGUUAUGCUUUUCAUAUUCUCGACAUGUGCUUCACAAGUUUAUUCCAUCUACGUUUAUAUUAAAAUUUUGUGUAUACACAUUCUUGAAAUAAAGGUUGAAAUAUAAAACAUAAAAGUAUUGAAGUGAAAUGUAUACUCGCGAUCUUUCUCA
Molecule: messenger RNA, 1488 nt
Organism: Solanum verrucosum
Lineage: Eukaryota; Viridiplantae; Streptophyta; Magnoliopsida; Solanales; Solanaceae
Product: alkylbase DNA glycosidase-like protein mag2
Exons: 2
Coding region: 197-1201 (334 amino acids)
Biological process (GO): base-excision repair; base-excision repair, AP site formation; DNA alkylation repair
Cellular component (GO): protein-DNA complex; nucleus
Molecular function (GO): DNA-7-methylguanine glycosylase activity; DNA-3-methyladenine glycosylase activity; alkylated DNA binding
Source: RefSeq, a predicted model, not a curated record